This is a messenger RNA of Ceratosolen solmsi marchali, 883 nucleotides long. Its product is annotated as multiple epidermal growth factor-like domains protein 10. The record is from RefSeq and is a predicted model, not a curated record. NCBI's taxonomy places the organism in Eukaryota, Metazoa, Arthropoda, Insecta, Hymenoptera, Agaonidae. The coding region runs from base 41 to 883 and encodes 280 amino acids. The transcript is spliced from 6 exons. Gene Ontology annotation, molecular function: scavenger receptor activity; protein binding.
UCCUAGCACUCACGAGUACACAGGUGGAGUUCACGGUAACAUGGGAUCAUCUCGAUUACGUGAGUUUCUGGCCACCCUGGCGGCGGCGGCGGCGGCGCUGUUGCAGCUCACCUCAGCGCUAACCGGCGACCACGUGUGCCACCACGUGGAAAACUACACGGUGACGUCACGGGAGCAGUAUGUGGAGCCGGUGGAAAUUCACACACUCGCCUGGUGCCUGCAGAUACCGCCACGCUGCCCCCAGACUCGCACGGAGUUGCGAGAACGUUGGCGAACGAAGACGGAAGUGAAGUUUAAGAGCGUGCCGAUAUGCUGCGAAGGCUACGCGGUGCAGGAGCUCCUCGAGAAUGGAGGCGGUGCCGACGCCAAGUGCGUCCCCCACUGCAAAAAGUGCCGGAGCGGCGUCUGCACGGCACCGAACGAGUGCACCUGCGAUCCGGGUUACCAAGGACAGGAUUGCGCUUAUGACGUAAUGAAUGUUUGCUUAAAAGAGUGUCCACAGGGCACUUGGGGCCAAGGCUGCAAGAACGAGUGCAACUGUAUUCGCGAUAUGUCAUGCAAUCCUGUUAAUGGCAAGUGCAAGUGUCCCCCAGGAUGGAUGGGCUCCCGGUGCGAGAGCGAGUGUCCCAGAGGACAAUGGGGUGCCGCUUGCAAUUCGAUUUGCCUGUGCGAGGGCGCGCAGGCGCAAUGCCACCACGAGACCGGCGAGUGCGUCGAGCUGGACAAGUUGCUCAUCGAUCCUUUCGAGGCAUCCGGCAUAUCCGUUAAUCUAGUCCCGGCUGCCCUGACCACGGCUAAAGUCCCCAACACCGAUUACUUUGACGUCAUUGAAUUCGACAGGGAGGCUAUAAUACCAAGGGUUACCGAACAUACCAAGAAAUGA